Molecule: messenger RNA, 7164 nt
Organism: Astyanax mexicanus (Mexican tetra)
Lineage: Eukaryota; Metazoa; Chordata; Actinopteri; Characiformes; Acestrorhamphidae
Gene: clmna
Product: calmin a
Exons: 14
Coding region: 294-4037 (1247 amino acids)
Biological process (GO): nuclear migration
Cellular component (GO): cytoplasm; meiotic nuclear membrane microtubule tethering complex; nuclear outer membrane
Molecular function (GO): actin filament binding
Source: RefSeq, a predicted model, not a curated record
CAGGUGCAGUGAGUGUUCAAUCGCCAUAGCGUCUCCCUCUCCCUCUCUCUCUCUGUCUCUCUGAGUAUCCCUCUCUCUUUCUCUCUCUGUUUUCUCUUUUCCUCCAGUGGAAGUUUAACUCCAGCGCAGCAGGUAUGCGCCACCAGCCCGCUGCGCCCUCCCGCGGACCGGCUGCCCCCCUCCCGCGCCCUGCGGUUAGUCGCGCGCGGCGGGUUUAGGUGUUUGGUGGAGGAUACGCCGGGGGUUCGGGGAUUGUUUUGGAUCCAGGUGCUGCAGAAGCUCAGCUGAAGGUAAUGGCCGGACACGAGUGGGAGGACUGGUUUGAACGGGAGGAAUUCAUCGGCCAGAUCAGCGACAUCCGCGUGCAGAACCUGCAGGUGGAGAGAGAAAUGGUUCAGAAGAGGACCUUUACCAGAUGGAUGAACCUCCACUUAGAGAAGUGUAAUCCUCCGAUGGAGGUGAAGGAUCUGUUCAGGGACAUCCAGGAUGGGAGGAUUUUAAUGGCUCUGCUGGAGGAGCUGUCAGGAUGCAGGCUGCUGCACGCGUUCAAGCCGUCCGCUCAUCGCAUCUUCAGACUCAAUAACAUCGCCAAGGUUCUGACCUUUCUGGAGGAAAGAAACGUAAAGCUGGUGAGCAUCGACGCUGCAGACAUCGCUGACGGCAAUUCCUCCAUUGUUCUGGGUCUUAUCUGGAAUAUCAUCCUGUUCUUCCAGAUUAAAGAGCUCACAGGUAACAUAAAGAACCAGUUCUCGUCCUCCUCCAGCCUGUCGUCCAUCCCCACCAGCUCAGACUCGGACACGUCUCACUCCAGCACUCCUUCAGACGAGCGGAGACCCUCCAUUGCUGCCAGAGAUCACGGAAAAGCCAUAAAGACCCUCCUACACUGGGUCCAGAGACGCACCAGGAAAUAUGGAGUGGCGGUGCAGGAUUUUGGUAAAAGCUGGUCGAGUGGUUUGGCCUUUCUUGCCGUCAUCAAAUCCAUUGACCCGAGUCUGGUGGACAUGAGGAGAGCUUUUGUUCGAUCCUCCAGAGAGAACAUCGAGGACGCCUUCAGGACGGCUCAUUACAGCUUGGGCAUCCCACGCCUCCUAGAGCCAGAAGACGUUACUCUCAAUCCUCCGGAUGAACAGUCCAUAAUGACCUACGUGUCCCAGUUUCUGGAGCACUUUCCAGGAAUCGAGGAGGACGAGUCUUCCUCUGAGUUCCUGGAGAGGAGUAAGGUCAGCGCGAGGAUGAACGAGCCGCCGGUGAGGAACGGCGUUCAGAGGAAGAGGGAAAAGUCGUACGUGGUGAAGAGGGACUGGGUUCAGCCUCCACCCAAGAUCUUCAUCUCCUCAGUGACUGAAGAGCACGCCCAGAGCCAGGCUCCUGCCCAGCCACAGACCCCCGAGGACAGGCCCUGGACCAGCGAGGAGUCCUCAGUGGAGACCUCCAGAUCUGUUACUGCUGAGAACCAGCCUCAGUGUCGCCCCCUAGGCCUGAACAGAGACACGGCGUCCGCCUCCACCUCUCCUCAGGCUUCUCUAAUCGACUCCGCCAUGGAUUCCCCGGACUCGUGGGGUGAGAUGCCCAGUGAGACGGCCCCUCAGCUCCAGCAGUCCUGCAGCAACGGUUCUCUGAGCGACCUGAGGUAUUCCACGUCCGCCGGAGAUCUGACCUCGGAUCAGGGGUCUCCACUGUUAUCAGAACGCGCCUCUAAAGACCAAGCAGACGGAGACUUGUUCAUAGACGAGGGGAACUUCUCUCUCAGCUCCAUAGACAGUUUACAGGCCAAAUCUGCACUGCUGUCCGAGGAGGAGGAUGCUUAUCGGUACAUUUUGGACCUUAAAGAGGACGGAUCUGCUGACGUUGAGCUUGGUGAAGAUACUGUAAAUGAUCCAAACUCUCAGCAAUCAGAAAACAGCCCUGUGAAGAGUCCAGACGUCGUCAAACCAGCCGAUCAAGACCACCCUUCAUACGGGGAUGCCGACUCUGGGUAUUAUCCUGUUAAUGCUAAGGACACUUCUUUAUCUAUAUCAGAGCUGGAUGAUAUCAGCAAAACUUCGCUCAUUACUGAUAUCGAUGAACUGAUUUCUGUUAUGGAGAGCCAGUCUGAACUUUGCGAAGAGAGUCUGGAGUCUUCAAUUAGUAAAGAUUUGCAGGAAACUCCUCUUGAAGCGAAUCCGAAUCCAUUGGACUUUCUCGAAGAUGACCCAGAGUGUCCUAUCGUCAAGUACGAGAGGGUUUCCAUUUCAGGAAGUGAAGACGAAGCCGAAAUGGAGUUUCCUGAAGGAAUACCUCAUGACAAAGAGGCUAAGGAGGAAGAUUUGCCAGAUGUUUUCCAAAGUGAGGACAUUAAAAUGUGUCGAGAGGAACUUUCACAUCUCAGGGAGACUCAAGAAGCUGAUCAGGUGUUGCAUCAAGAAGAGCCUGCCGUCAAGCCAGAAGAGGAUAAAACAAAUCCAGAUCUGGUCUGUACUGAGAUUUCCGAACAGCCAAGAAGGCCGUCUGGAGCCGAGGCAGAGAUCCAGAGCGAGGAAGAAGAAGAAAAAGAGAAGAAUAAAAAGAAAGCUUCUGGCAGCCAGGAAUCAGGCAUGUGUGAAGAGCCUGAAAUGAAGGAUUUGAGAGAUGCCAAGCCACAGGCUUCCAACAAUCUGUCUGAAACGAACUUUAUUGAAGUUGCAAAAGUUGAAGAAGAAGAAAGGAACUGCACUUCUUCACUGGAGUCGAGAGAAAGUGAGGAAAAGCUGGGAGAAAAACGUCUGGAGGCAAAUCAAGGUGAUUUGAGUCCUCCUAAAGAGGAAAUCACGAAUUGUCUUGAGUGUGAACCAAGCGAGACCCGUACAAGUAUGCAUGAAGACGCCACUAUUGAUGAUAACAGUAAGUUGGAGGAUCUACCAAGUGAGAUAGAGAAUGUGACGGAAGAAGAAUUACUUUCUUGCAACCAGCAGGAGCUUGAGACCAAGAUGGAGGAGGAUCAGCAGAGUAAGUUGGUAGAAGCUGUAAAGGAAGAGGAAGUGGAAAAGGAAGUGAAAGAGGAUCUUAAGAUCAAGUUGAACGAUCAUCUGAUUGAAACCGAAAGUGUACAGGAUCCAGAAACACACAGUAAUCGUAAUCAUAAUCCCCCCGCCCUUGAUUAUGCGUCAGUAGAGCUCAGAAGUGAAAGUGACGUCCAAAAUUCAGAAAUCCCUCCAAACGAUGUUUUCCUAUCCAACGCCAACGAAGUCUUGAAUGAGCCUAAUUCUGAUCCUACUUUCAGUGAAGAAAUUGAACACCCCUUCACUCCACCAACACCGAGCAGCCCCGCCUCACAGCCAGACUGGGAUCAGGCCACUGUAGAGCAGUCGUCCGAUAGAUGCAGCCAAGGGCAAGCCUCCUGGGAAGAGAUGGAGAACACUAUAGAUACUUCAGAGCGAGCAGAGAGGUUCCCUACAGAGCUCCGCCUGUCGCUCAGUGUGACGCCUCUACAGCCUGCUCCCUCACAGUCUUCCCACGCCGGCUGCGACGGAGAGCGAGCCAUUCUCGAAAAGGCUGGAGAGGGGUCUGUGGAGUCUCCAGAGCAGAGUCCGUUCGAGCUGUGGUCCCGGCACCCGGGGGAAUGGGGCGCGGCCGAUUCGGACCUGCACGCAGAUCACUGCGAGCUCAUUAGCAGCGACGAGGAGCUGCCAGCCGGCACUGACGCUACGGCUACUACUACUACCACUACCACCACCGCUACUACUGCUGCUGCUGCCAGGGAAAACAUGGAGCCGCUGAGGGAAGAAGAUGCCAGCGAUGCUGCUAAAGAUGAAACCCGGCCGUCCACAGAUUUAGACAAAGCUGUUCCUCCAAAAGAAUCAAAGACGGAAAGUGGGAUAAACAUAGUUGCCACCGGUACAGCGAUUACAAACAAAAGGAAGCCGAGCGUUUCUACAGGAAGUCCUGAGAGCUCGAGUGAAGUGGCCUUGUCUGAAAUGGACCUGCUGUUGCUCCUGUGGCUCCUCCUCUACUGCCUUUUCGUUCUGCCUCAGAUCGACAUCUGGGCACUUCCCAGCCUUCUGCUCAACCUGGAGGAGUGAUCACCGAGUCCGUACCUCACCUGAUUCACCUGAGAGACUCCUCCCACUGACCUUUAAAGACUGGGGCGUCUGGCACCACACUGACCAUGAUUUCUACAUUUUAAAUUCUCUCCUGGGACUAAUUCAAGUGUUAUUUCUGAGGUUUUUCACCUCGAGUUACGAGUCGACCGAGUACCAGGUUUACAGAAACUCUCACUGUCUGUUCUGUGCACCAUGUAUCUUCCUCACUCGAAUGCUUUUACAUAUUUUACUUAUACAGUUUUACUUCUAACAGUAAUGGGAAUAACAUGAGGAUAUGCUUUUUUUUGGUCUUUAAUAUGGUAAUGCUUAAACUGUUAUGAUAAACAGAAAUUAAUUGUGCACUUUUUUUUUUUCUUUACGUUUACAUAAUGGAAAUGAAGGUGUACUGCAUAAUUUUGCCGUAUUUUAUUUAAAGUGCUUCUGUAUAAUGGGAACAAAUCGUCACAUGCUUAAUGUAGGCUGUGUUUACACAGCAGGUAAAAGUGGCCCAAUAUUUAGAUAUUUUUCCUAAUACAUGACUGAUUCAGUUUGGUUCACAGAUAACACGGCUGUCGUUUAAAUUCAGAUUUGAGUCGCUUCAAUAUGUGAUUAAAAUGUGAUGUAUAUGUGAGGCAUACAAAAAAAUAAGAGACCACCUAAAAAUUGAGUUUCUUUGAUUUUAUCAAAUUGAAAACCUCUAAAAAAUAAAUUAAGAGGAAGAUGGAUGAUCACAAACCAUCAAACCAAACUGAACUGCUUGAAUUUUUGCACCAGGAGUAAAGCAGCAUAAAGUUAUCCAAAAGCAGUGUGUAAGACUGGUGGAGGAGAACAUGAUGCCAAGAUGCAUUAAAAAAAUUGUGAUUACAAAACAGGGUUAUUUCACCAAAUAUUUUAUACUAUUAAAAUAUUUCUGAACUCUUAAAACUUUAUGAAUAUGAACAUGUUUUAUUUGCAUUGAGUUUUUUUUUAUUUGGAAUUUGGGAGAAAUGUUGUCUGUAGUUUAUAGAAUAAAACAGCAAUGUUCAUUUUACUUAAACAUAAACCUAUAAAUAGCAAAAUCAGACAAACUGAUUCAGAAACUGAAGUGCUCUCUUAUUUUUUCCCAGAGCUGUAUCUGUGAUUCAAUCUGAACAGUAGGACACUAUGAUUUCUGCAAUCCAGGCCAACACCAUAGAGAUAAGAGAAGAUGAAACCGAAACUUCAUAUGAAGCGCUGCUCUAUACAGCGUGAGCAUCAGUUUGGGAAAGUUCACCGUUUAGACCAAUGUCAGAUAUAAUACACUACCGGUCAAAGGUUUUAGAACAUCCCCAUUUUUCCCUAUUUAUUUUUGCCAUUUAAGCUCUUAAGUCAGCAAAUGGUACAAAAUCCAGUGUACAAAGCUCUUUUUUUUUAAGGAACAGAAAUGAACUAAAACGCCAAAAAAGUAAUGUUAGUUUAAAAAAAAUAAAUCAUGUAUUGUUCAUGAACAGAGGUGGGUUAUUUUUAAGCAAACAGUUAACUUAUAAACAGCUUACAGCUAAUAAGUAUUACUGGAAAUAAACUAAGCUUUAGGAAUGAAUAAAAAAAAGUCAAAUUUCUAAAUUCUUAGACUGUAGUGUUGCAGUGCUGGAACAGAUGGAGUUACUGUUCUCUCUACUGCAGCAUUUACACACUUACACACAGCACAUUCACACUUUCAUCAUCAUAAUAACUAGAAAAAGUGCUACAGAAAGACGUCUGGCUGACCCACAUGGCAACAACAUUAUUUCUAAAGCUCAGUUUAUUUUCAUUGUUUCUUACCAGCUGUUAACCAAUUAAUUAUUUGAUAAAAAAAUUCUUUAAUUUUUUUAUUUUAUUUUUAUAAAUAAGUACAAUUUUUUUGUUUUAAAAUAUUAAAAUUAUUUUCAGUUUUAGUUCAUUUGUGUCCCUUAAAAAAUAUUCCUAAAUUUUGUACACUGGAUUUUGUACCAUUUCCUGACUUAAGAACUUAAAUAGCAAAAAUAAAUAGGGACAAAUGUACACUGGACUAUUAAACAAACAAUAAAGGUGCUCAAACUGUUGACCAGUAGUGUAGUUUGCAAUAAUCAAAUCGGCUUAAUUGAGAAAAUUGGAUUUUGGACUGAAUAUUGGUCUAAUUUACCUGCUGUGUAAAAGUAGACUUACUUUUAUCAUAUUUUUAUUGCAAAGAUGUAUAAGAUAAACAGCCUAAAGAAACAGAGUUCACUUUUAAAUUGUAAUAAUUCAAUAUAUACGAUUAAAAAAGAUUUAAAAAUGUUCAUCAGAGUUAAUUUUAAAGUCACAACAUUUCUAGUACAAUGAGCUUAAGGCACUUUUACAGGAGUACAGGUACAGGAAAUGUCUUAAAAAACAUUAUAGGGCUUUCUGAAGAAGCUUCAAUGGUGUCAGCUGCACUUUAACCAACACAAACCAUAAUCCGCCAAAGAUUUAGCUGGAGAGACUAAAGGUACACCGAUGAGAGAAAGAGAGAGAGAUUAAAUAAUGAAUUUGCCUAUUCUUUUAAUAAGAAAUGAAGUAUUUCUAAAGCAGACAGAGCUGAAGAUCUAUAUUUACGUGUAUAUUUUACAGAAUGAAAGGGCACAUAGAUCACGCUGAUGAACAAGCUGAAGGGUAUUUACUGAAUGUGCUUGAGUUUAAUGAUCUUUAGUGGCGUUUGUGUGGCGCUGGCAUUAUAUAGAAGUGUACACAAGCGCCUUUGGCUCUGCCAUUUUAAAGGAUUCUGUAAAAAGUGCUUUGAAAUGAUGUUGCUUGUGUCAUUUUAUCGUUUUUUUCUAUGAAUUUAUUCACAUUUCUUUACUAUAAGUACACUGACAAGCACAGUUCUCAGAUAAAAGCCCGGUUUGGCAGAGAGAUGUACAAGUAUGACCGUUGUGGCAUCUGUAAAAAGAUCAAUUUUAUUGCUUGUUUCUUUAUUUUUAUUUAGUUUUUGUCUAAUAAUCAAUUAUAACCAUGAUAUUUCAUGAAACUACACAUGAUUCCAGUGGCCACCGUCUGCGCAUGAGAUUGUCCUAUGAAACUGUCGAGUCUUAAUUUUGUAAAUCUGUCUGAGAACUAUCGGAGAACCCACUUUUAUAUUGGAGAUUCUUGUAAAUGCACCAGUCCAGUGCAAUAAAUAACAAUCCUCCUAAAA